AUGGUGAAAGAAAAGAAAAAAGCAGACAAAAGAGGGGAGAAGUCGGCCCCCUCUCCCUCAUCUCUCUCUGAUAAUCUAGACUUUUCCAAACAAGAUGGCAACACCACUAGGCAAGAGAUGUCCCCAGCUGGCGUCCCAUUGCUGGGAAUGCAGCUUAACGAAGCGAAACCCAAAAAAGACCCCCGAAACGUUCAGCAGAAUGAAGAUGCCACCCAAUACGAAGAGUCCAUUCUGACCAAGCUCAUCGUGGAGAGCUAUGAAGGGGAGAAAGUUCGUGGGCUGUACGAGGGAAAAGGCUUCGCAGUCUUUCAAGGCGGUUGUACCUUCGGUAUGUUUUCAGAAGGACUCAUGCAUGGACAAGGGACUUAUAUUUGGGCCGAUGGAUUAAAAUACGAGGGCGACUUUGUGAAGAAUGUCCCGAUGAACCACGGCGUGUACACGUGGCCGGACGGCAGCAUGUACGAAGGCGAAGUGGUCAACAGCAUGAGGAACGGGUUCGGGAUGUUCAAGCGCAGCACCCAGCCCGCAUCCUACAUCGGCCACUGGUACAAUGGCAGGCGGCACGGGAAGGGCUCCAUGUAUUACAAUCAAGAGGGUACGUGUUGGUAUGAGGGAGACUGGGUGCAAAACAUCAAAAAGGGCUGGGGAAUAAGAUGUUAUAAAUCUGGAAAUAUAUACGAAGGCCAGUGGGAAGACAACAUGCGCCACGGGGAGGGGAGGAUGAGGUGGCUGACCGCCAAUGAAGAGUACACCGGGCGGUGGGAGAGGGGCCUCCAGAAUGGCUUUGGAACACACACGUGGUUUCUAAAGAGAAUCCCCAGUUCCCAGUAUCCCUUGAGAAAUGAAUACAUAGGGGAGUUUGUAAACGGACAUCGUCACAGAUGUGGCAGGUUUUAUUACGCCAGUGGAGUCGUGUACGACGGAGAAUGGGUUUCCAAAAAGAAACAUGGCACAGGCCGAUUAACUUUCAAGAACGGGCGUGUGUACGAAGGCGCAUUCUCCAAUGACCACAUAGCCGGGUUUCCAGAUCUUGAAGUUGAAUUCAUCAGCUGCCUGGACCUGUCUCCAGGAGUUGCCCAAAGAUUGUCCAGGAGUGCCGAACUGAUCAGAAAGCUUGAUGGCAGUGAAAGUCAUUCUGUGUUGGGGUCGAGCAUUGAGCUGGAUCUAAAUUUGCUCCUGGACAUGUACCCUGAGGCAGCCCGACCUGAAGAAAAGAAGCAGGUAGAAUAUGCUGUGUUAAGAAAUAUUACAGAAUUAAGAAGAAUCUACAGCUUUUAUAGCAGCCUGGGAUGCGACCACUCUCUGGAUAAUACCUUUCUGAUGACAAAGCUUCACUUCUGGAGAUUUCUAAAAGAUUGCAAAUUUCAUCACCACAGACUAACUCUUGCUGAUAUGGACAGGAUAUUAAGUGCCACUAAUGACAUACCAGUUGAAGAAAUCCAUUCUCCAUUUACAACAAUACUUCUGAGAACAUUUUUUAAUUACCUCCUGCCUUUGGCAUACCACACUUAUCACGAAGAAUUCCAAAAGAGAAGCCCAUCGCUCUUCUUGUGUUUUGCAAAACUGAUGAUGGAGAACAUUCAUCCAAAUGCCUGCCAGAUAAAAGGCAAUUUAUUUUGUGAGCAACAGCGGACGCUUUACUCUAUGAAUUACAUGAAUAAGUGCUGGGAGAUCUAUCUAGCUUACUGCAGACCCCGCGCAGCGCCUCCCCACGAGGCUACAAUGAAGAUGAGACACUUCCUCUGGAUGCUGAAAGACUACAUGUGACUAAAUAAAGAAUUAACAGUAGCUACAUUUAUGGAGGUCAUAGCAGAGGAUAAUCCUUUCAUAUAUGAUGGAAUUGACAGCAACUUUGAACCUGAGCUGGUUUUCCUGGAAUUCUUUGAAGCUCUCUUAAGCUUUGCGUUCAUCUGUGUUACUGACCAAAUGACUAAAUCCUAUGCAAAUGUUCCAACUGAUGAUGUGUCUGGAAAUAAACAUGAAACUAUUUAUACAAUACUCAAUCAGGACGCCCAGAACAAGAGUCCCAGCGUGGUCAUGAGCCACGAAUCGGAUGCUGCUCACUCUGACAGUGCCAGGUCAUCUUCCAGCAAGUUAGAGCUCUGGCCUGAUAUUAACAAAAUAAGGAAAUCAGAGCCCAAGAUCAAGAAGUCUCUAAGUGAUGAAAGAGUCUCCAAAAUGAAUUUUCAAUCUACUGGAAAAGGGGUCACCUUUUUUUCAUCUGAGAGCGGGUCAUCCAGUGAUGAUCAAUGUCAUGGGAAUUUUCCGCUGUCACUUUGCUGGCUUUGCCAGUUGCAUGUGGCCUUGUUUCCAUGA
Rhinopithecus roxellana (golden snub-nosed monkey) is the source of this 2316-nucleotide messenger RNA. RefSeq names its product radial spoke head 10 homolog B2-like. Lineage: Eukaryota; Metazoa; Chordata; Mammalia; Primates; Cercopithecidae. The transcript is spliced from 19 exons. The record is from RefSeq and is a predicted model, not a curated record.